CGCAAAACACCAAACAGUCUCUCGUAACAGCAGUGUCCGCGUGGACACUAAAUUCCGCCGUCGAAGAUCGCGAACAAAGAUUUAAAUCGACGAUCGCGAUUAAUUUAAAAUACGCGCGAUAAUUGAAUCGCGGCGGUAAAUUAUUUUUUUUAGUAAUUUUAGUCAGGUGCAUAAACAACAUGACAGUGAUUAAGGAAGUCAUGUUAGGUGUAAUGCUGAUUGCAGCAUUGGUACCUUGCAUGGAUAGUGCGGAAAAAAAUUUCACCUGCCCAGAACAAACCGGUAACGGAAAUUUUGCAGAUCCCGAAACAUGUAGAAGGUUUUAUCAGUGUGUGGAUGGUCAUCCUUAUGUGAACAGAUGUCCUUCAGGACUGUAUUUCGACGAUAUUAGCAAAUUUUGUACAUUUAAGGCAGAAGCAAGAUGUGGACCAUUGGCUUCUACUCCUGCGCCAGUGACUGAAACUCCGACUGAUCUAGCUGUAAAAUGUAAUCCAGCAAAUUGCUCACUGCCUUAUUGCUUCUGCUCCAAGGAUGGAACCAGCAUUCCUGGAGGUUAUGAUCCACAAGAAAUUCCUCAAAUUAUCAUGUUGACUUUCGACGGUGCAGUCAAUUUGAACAACUUUUAUCACUACCAAAAAGUUUUCAAUGGAAAACGACAAAAUCCUAAUGGAUGUGAUAUAAAAGGAACAUUCUUCAUAGCACACGAAUACAGCAAUUACCAUAUGAUUCAAACAUUGGCCUCUGAAUCCCACGAAAUAGCAACAGAAACAGUUUCAUUGCAACAAGGCCUUCAGGACAAAGGUUACGAGGAAUGGGUUGGUGAAAUGGUUGGAAUGAGAGCUAUUUUGAAACACUUUGCAAAUGUUACAUCUUCAGAAGUCGUGGGUAUGAGAGCACCUUUCCUUAAACCCGGAAGAAAUACUCAAUACAAGGUUGUGGAAGACUUUGGAUAUAUAUACGAUAGUUCAAUCGGCGUACCACCAUCUGCAGUACCUGUGUGGCCUUACACUUUAGAUUAUAAAAUUUCACAUGAAUGCAAAAGUGGUACUUGUCCAUCAAAGACUUUCCCUGGUGUAUGGGAAGUUCCUUUGAACGCCCAUUUCAUUGAAAGUUAUGAGGGUGGUCAUUGCCCAUAUUUGGAUCAAUGCGUUCUCCACAAUAGUGAUGCUGAAGAAGUGUUCGAAUGGCUUCAGGAAGAUUUUGCAAGACAUUAUGAACAGAACAAAGCACCUUACAUGAUGCCAUUCCACACAAAUUGGUUCCAGAUCAAAGAACUUGAAGAAGGUCUUCACAAAUUCCUCGAUUGGGCACAAGGAUUAGACGAUGUGUGGUUUGUAACAGUGACACAAGCUUUAACCUGGAUAACUGAUCCAAAACCUUUGAAUCAACUCAAUAACUACGAAGCAUGGAAAUGCAAUACCCGAAAACCAACAAUUCCAUCAAAACCAUGUAGUAAUCCAAAUAAAUGUGCACUUCCAUUCAAAACAGCAGAUGCUAAUUUUACAGAUACAAGGUACAUGCAAACAUGUGAAGAAUGCCCAAAUAUCUAUCCAUGGUUAGGCGAUGCCGAAGGCACCGGUAUUGCGGGUGUGGACAAUUAUGUUCCAGAAAAUUUAAAAUAA
Ctenocephalides felis (cat flea) is the source of this 1622-nucleotide messenger RNA. RefSeq lists its product as uncharacterized. Gene Ontology annotation, biological process: carbohydrate metabolic process. NCBI's taxonomy places the organism in Eukaryota, Metazoa, Arthropoda, Insecta, Siphonaptera, Pulicidae. The record is from RefSeq and is a predicted model, not a curated record. Gene Ontology annotation, molecular function: chitin binding. Gene Ontology annotation, cellular component: extracellular region. Bases 180 to 1622 code for a protein of 480 amino acids. The transcript has 9 exons.